Messenger RNA from Lepus europaeus (European hare), 2164 nucleotides. It is a transcript of the gene PRIMPOL, whose product is annotated as primase and DNA directed polymerase. Gene Ontology annotation, biological process: error-prone translesion synthesis; response to UV; mitochondrial DNA replication. The transcript is spliced from 14 exons. Gene Ontology annotation, molecular function: DNA-directed DNA polymerase activity; chromatin binding. Gene Ontology annotation, cellular component: nucleus; mitochondrial matrix. Lineage: Eukaryota; Metazoa; Chordata; Mammalia; Lagomorpha; Leporidae. The record is from RefSeq and is a predicted model, not a curated record. Bases 485 to 2164 code for a protein of 559 amino acids.
CCCCGAGACCCGGCCUAGGAUUCCGGGCCCCUAAAUCGGAGGCCUUGCCUGCCCUCCUGGGGCGCGGCCUCUGGGUCCGGGGCUCGGUUCAGACUUCAUGCAGACUGGGACGCGUUUUCACGGGAGGCUAUACCAACACACCUGAGCGCAAAUUCCGCGGCGGAUUCCGACAGCUCUGGGAGAUGCCAAGCACAGAGCAGCCAUUUGUCAGGGCCACAGUCAGGGCCUGUCUUUGGGGCGCAGAAAUCUGUGCCCCCCAUCCCACUUUCUUAUUGUAUCGCUGCGACAGGCCCUUGAAGAGUUCCAGUCCCCGCCCGGGCUUAAAAAGGGACCAUAUCAUUUGCCAGUGAACUUCUGUUGCUGCAAAAUUUUCUGCUAAAAUUCAAGGUGAUAUUUAUCAACUUGCUAAACAGAAAGACAUUGCCAAAGUAGUAAUCAAUAGAAAGAUUACAUGGCAUAGGAAUUGUUCUUGCCUUCUGAACCAAUGAAUAGAAAGUGGGAAGAAAAACUGAAGCAGAUUGAGGAGCGAGCAUCUUAUUAUAAGAGGAAACCAUUGUGCUCAGUGUAUAGACCAAGCCUGUCCAGGCCAGAGCAACCACCCUCCAUUUGGAAGCUAUUUCGUCGUCAAACUGAAGCUUUUAAUUUCGUUAAAAGCUGUAAACAGGAUGUUCAUGUAUUUGCUUUGGAAUACAAAAUGGGAGAUGGACAACGUAUUUAUCUUGUAACAACCUAUGCUCAGCUUUGGUUUUACUAUAAAUCCCGAAAAAAUCUCUUGCACUGCUAUGAAGUUAUUCCUGAAAAUGCUGUGUGCAAGCUUUAUUUUGAUCUGGAAUUUAACAAACCUGCCAAUCCAGGAGCUGACGGGAAAAAGAUGGUUGCAUUACUCAUUGAGCAUGUCUGUAGAGCACUUCAGGACUCAUAUAGUGUAAGUUGCUCAGCUGAAGAUGUUUUCAACUUGGAUUCUAGCACUGAUGAAAAAUUUAGCCGCCAUCUGAUAUUUCAGCUCCAUGACGUGGCAUUUAAAGAUAACAUCCAUGUUGGUAAUUUUGUGAGAAAAAUUUUGCAGCCUGCUCUUCAGUUAAUGGCCAGUGAAGAUGAUGAUAGCAUUUCAGAGACAGUGGCCCCUGGAUUUUCCCACUUUUCUGAGGCACCAACAAAACAAGGGACUUCGUGUAACAAAAUGUCCCCAGACAUGGACACAGGAGAGAGCUGGACGUUGAAUUCAGAGAAGCCGAGGCAGCUGGGAGCAGUGAAGCAGAGCGAUCCUGAUCUUUCGUUUUUAGUUGUGAAGAAUAACGUGGGAGAAAAGCAUCUGUUUGUAGAUCUAGGAGUUUACACAAGAAAUAGAAACUUCCGGCUGUAUAAGUCAUCAAAACUAGGAAAGCAUGUGGCUUUGGAGAUUGCUGAAGAUAACAAAUUCUUUCCUAAACAAUCAAAAACUAUUCCUGAAGAAAACCAGUAUUUCCUCUCUUCUUUGGUAUGCAAUGUCAGAUUCUCAGAUACUUUACGAAUUCUAACAUGUGACACACCUCAGAAUAAAAGAAAGCGAAUGAAGCAUUUCAAUAGUACCAGCCCUUCAGUAGACACCAUCGAAGGUUGGCAGUGCUCGCCCUACCCUGAGGUCGAUCAGUUUGUUCUUUCCCUGGUGACUAAAGCUGACAUCAAAGGAGGAAUUAGGCGUUGGAGCUACUUUUUCCCAGAACAGUUGUUGGUUUAUGAUAUUUUCAAAUAUCGCUGGUGUGAGAACAUUGGAAGAGCCCACAAGAGUAAUAACAUCAUGAUUCUGGUUGAUCUGAAAAAUGAAGUUUGGUAUCAAAAAUGUCAUGAUCCUAUAUGUAAAGCAGAAAACUUCAAAACCGACUGUUUGCCAUUACCUGCUGAAGUAUGUCUUUUGUUUCUUUUCAAAGAGGAAGAAUUUACAACAGGUGAAGCAGAUGAAACUAGGAACAAUGACACCAAGAGCCCUCAUAAACCCUCACCUGGAAAGCUGUCAACAGGUGCAGCCUCCGACCCUGGCUGGGACAAUGGCAUGGAUGAUGCUUGCUUUUUAGAAGCUAUUGAAGAUGCUGAACUAGCAGAGGCUGCCGAGCGCAGUCUUCUGAGUGACAGGAGUGGAGUGGACGAGAUUCCUGAUGAGCUAAUGAUGGAAGUAUUACAAGAGUAG